This is a messenger RNA of Malurus melanocephalus (red-backed fairy wren), 12457 nucleotides long. RefSeq names its product heparan sulfate proteoglycan 2 (gene HSPG2). Gene Ontology annotation, cellular component: cell-cell junction. The transcript is spliced from 91 exons. Bases 58 to 12180 code for a protein of 4040 amino acids. Lineage: Eukaryota; Metazoa; Chordata; Aves; Passeriformes; Maluridae. Gene Ontology annotation, molecular function: cell adhesion molecule binding; calcium ion binding. Gene Ontology annotation, biological process: cell-cell adhesion. The record is from RefSeq and is a predicted model, not a curated record.
ACCGGAGCGGGGCGAGCGGAGCGAUCGCGGCGGGGCCGGAGCGGGGCCGGAGCAGCGAUGGGGCCGCGGCCGCUGGGGACCCUCCUGCUGCUGGGGACCCUUCUGGGGGUCACUGGCAGCGCCCGUGGCUGGGCCGACGCCUUCCCCGAGGACACGGUGGCCGAUCACGUUGGGGACACGCAGGGACGGCGCUACUACCGGCACCUGUCAGAUGACGAGGACCUGGUGGCCUCCGGAGAUGGCAGCGGGGAGGAUGGCAGUGGUGUCCCCUGGCCACCGGCAGUCGUGACCCCGGCUCCCGGCAGCGGGCUGGCACCCACUGUUUAUUUCCGGGCGCUGGUGAACUUCACCCACAGCAUCGACUACAGCUCGCGGCUGGAGGACCCCGAUUCUGAGGAAUUUCGGGAGAUUUCUGAGGCCGUGGUGGAUACGCUGGAGUCAGAAUAUUACAAAGUGCCAGGGGACCAAGUGGUCAAUGUCGUCUUCAUCAAGCAGCUGGACGGGGAUGUGUUCGUGGAGCUGGACGUGGGCUCGGAGGGGAACGCGGAUGAGGAGCAGCUCGGGGGGGUCCUGCGGGACCUGCUGGCCGGYGGCUCCAUCGCCUCCUACCUCACCUCCCCCCACGGCUUCCAGUUCCGCCGCCUGGGAGCYGUGAUCCCCCAGCCGCGCCCCUGCACUGUGGGGGAGUUUUCCUGUGCCAGCGGGGAGUGCGUGGCCAUGGAAUAUCGCUGCGACCGCCGGCCCGACUGCCGCGAUGCCUCCGACGAGGAGGGAUGUGAGGCCCCGCCGCGGCUGCCCCCCAGCACCGCCCGCCCUGGCACCGUGCGCCCGCUGAGCACCGUCCCUGCGGGCACCACCCCGUCACCCCACCGGCACGGCUUCACCCCGCGCCCCCCGAGACCAGGGGCCAGGGGGUGCCAGGGGGGCGAGGCUGCCUGCAGGGACGGGCGCUGCAUCCCCCGCGAUUACCUGUGCGACGGAGAGCGCGACUGCGCCGACGGCUCCGACGAGGAUGCCUGCGGCACCCCGUCCCCCUGCGAGCCCAAUGAGUUCAAGUGUGACAAUGGGCACUGUGCCCUCAAGCUCUGGCGCUGCGACGGCGAGAACGACUGCGGCGAYGGCUCUGACGAGAGCGACUGCCCCACCAAGGCGCCCGGCGCGGCGUGYGGACCAGCAGAGUUCCGGUGUGUGUCCAGCGGGACCUGCAUCCGUGCCAGCUACCAGUGCGACAGGGAGCCCGACUGUCCYGACCGCAGCGACGAGGUUGGAUGUGUGCCCCCACAGGUGGUGACGCUGCCGCGGGAGUCGGUGCGGGCAGUGCCAGGCCAGACCGUCACCUUCACUUGUGUAGCCACUGGUGUCCCCACCCCCAUCGUUACUUGGCGCCUCAACUGGGGACACACCCCCAGCAGCCACAGGGUGUCGAUUGUGAGCGAGGCUGGGCAGGGCACCCUGACCAUCCGGGACGUGAAAGAAGCUGAUCAAGGCGCCUACACCUGCGAGGCCAUCAACACCCUGGGCAUGGUGUUCGGCAUCCCUGAUAGUAUCCUCACCGUCACCCGCCCAGGGCCGUGUCCCGAGGGCCACUUCCAGGUGACAGGGACAUCCCGCUGCCUGCCUUGCUUCUGCUUCGGUGUCACCACCUCCUGCCGCGCCACCGCCCGCCAUCGGCACCGCCUCCACCUGCGCUUCAACCGCCCCAAUGACUUCAAGGGUGUCAAUGUGACGGUGCCAGCAGCGCCGUCUGCGCCCGUGCUCUCGGCCACCCAGCUCCACAUAGAUGCAGGCGUUGAGGAAUUUCAGCUCCUGGAUUUGUCCCGCCGCUUCCUGGCACUUGACGCGUUCUGGGCACUGCCAGAGCCCUUCCUUGGGGACAAGGUGGAUGCCUACGGGGGAGCGCUGAGCUAUGGGGUGCGGUACCGUCUGGGCCGGGGGCCCCCUGAGCCCACUGCCCAUCCUGACCUGCUGCUGUGGGGCCAUGGGCGGCAGCUGCGGGCRCGUGCUGGUGACACCCAGCCAGAUGUCCUCAACCAGCGGCACGUGCCCCUCACUGAGGACCAUUGGGAGGACGAGCAGGGUGCCCCAGUGAGCCGGGAGCUGCUGCUGCUGGUGCUGCAGGGGCUGGAGGGCAUCUUCAUCCGGGCGGUGUACGAYGGGCGCAUGGCCAGCGUGGGGCUCAGUGACGUGGCCAUGGACAUCACCAGCACUGCGGACACCGGCCUGGGGCCAGCUGGUGACGUCGAGGAGUGCAGGUGCCCUGUGGGUUACAUGGGGCUGUCGUGCCAGCGCUGUGCCCCCCGUUUUGAACGGGUGACGAGGGGACCCUACCUGGGGACCUGCUCCGGUUGYGGCUGCCAUGGCCACUCCAGCACCUGUGACCCCGUUUUUGGGCACUGCCUGAACUGCCUGCACAACACAGAGGGUCCCCAGUGCGARAAGUGCAAACCUGGCUUCUUCGGCGAUGCCACCAAGGGCACAGCCACCGCCUGUCACCCUUGUCCCUGUCCCUACACUGAGCCAUCCCGCAGGUUCUCGGAGUCAUGCUUUUUGGACACAGAUGGCCAGGCCACCUGCGAUGCCUGUGCCCCUGGAUAUGCCGGCCGCCGCUGCGAGAGGUGUGCCCCAGGCUAUGAGGGAGACCCCAUCCAGCCAGGUGGCAAGUGCACCCCGAUCGGCCAGGAGCUCGUGAAGUGUGAUGCYCGCGGGGGCCAGAACGACGCAGGUGGCAUUUGUCGCUGCAAGCCCAAUGUCCGUGGCCGUCUCUGCGACUCGUGCGCCGCCGGCACCUUCCACCUGAGCGCGGCCAACCCCGCGGGCUGCCUGCCCUGCUUCUGCAUGGGACUGUCCCGCUCCUGUGCCAGCUCUGCCUGGCACCGCCACCAGGUGCUGCUCAGCUCUGAGGACUCGGCGCCGCAGCCCCUGGCCAACCUGUCAGGCACACGGCUGGCGGGGGCUGUGCCACACUUCGUGUCCCCACGGGAGCUGCGCUUCAAUGCCUUCUGGGAGCUGCCACGGGGGGUGUACUACUGGGUGCUGCCUGCAGCGUUUGCCGGGGACAAGGUGACAGCRUAUGGCGGGGAGCUGCGGUACACAGUGACACAGCAGGCCCCAGCAGGUGCUCCCCCAGCCCCCCGGCACCCUGAUGUCCUGCUCCAGGGUAAUGGCAUCCUCCUGGAGCACUUCUCCAGCGCCACUCCCCUGGCCGGUGUCCCCACCRCUGUCACUGUGCCCAUCCGUGAGGGCGCCUGGCGCCGCGCGGACGGGCGAGAUGCCACCCGYGAGCACCUCCUGAUGGCCCUGGCCGAUGUGGACCUGUUCAUGAUCCGGGCGUCCUACUCGGAGCAGCCAGAGGAGAGCAGACUGGCUGAUGUCACCCUGGAYGUGGCAGUGCCACAUGCCACUGGUCGCCCGCCCGCGCUGGAGGUGGAGGAUUGCGCCUGUCCCCCUGGGUACCGCGGGGCCUCGUGCCAGGACUGUGACACCGGCUACACCCGCAGCACUUCUGGGCUCUACCUGGGCACCUGUGAGCCGUGCCAGUGCCAUGGUCAUGCCAGCGAAUGCCACCCUGACACUGGCGUCUGCCAGGGCUGCCGAGAUCACACCGAGGGUCCCCAGUGUGACAAGUGUCAACCCGGCUACUACGGUGAUGCCACCCAGGGUACCCCAGGCGACUGCCGGCCCUGUCCCUGCCACGGACCCCAUGGGGACACCCAGCUGAAAAAGAUCUGCUUUGAGGAUACAGACGGGCAGCCCACAUGCAGUACCUGUGCCCCGGGACACAGUGGGCGCCUUUGUGAGAGGUGCUYGCCUGGGUAUGUGGGGGACCCGCUGCGGGGAGAGCCGUGCCGAGUGCCUGGUGUCCCCGGCGGGCAGUGCCAGUGUGACCCACGUGGCAGCAUCGGCGAGGGCUGUGAUGCCAACGGGCAGUGCCGCUGCAAGGCCAACGUGGAGGGUCCCUACUGUGCCACAUGCCGUCCCCAUCACUUCCACCUGAGCAGGGACGAGCUGGCUGGGUGCCUGCCUUGCUUCUGCAUGGGCAUUGUCCAGCACUGCACCAGCACCACCUACGCCCGUGGCACCAUCCGAACGUCCUUCACCCUGGGGGAUGCCCAGGGGUUCACCCUGGUGAACCGGCAGCGCAGCACCCGCGUGGGCAGCGGCUUUGGGGUGCAGCUGGGGCACUCCCAGCCCCACCUGACCUACGAGCGCUUCGGGGAGCUGCCCCCUGAUUCCUACUACUGGCAGCUGCCACCCCCCUACCAGGGGGACAAGGUGGGCUCCUAUGGUGGUCGGCUCCGCUACACCCUGACCUACACCCCAGGGGGACAGGGAGCCCCCUUGCCUGAUGCUGACGUCCAGAUCACGGGCAAUGACAUCACGCUGGUGGCCUACCAGCCCGACCUGCCCCCACGAACCCCACAGGCCUUCGAGAUCAUUUUUCGGGAGCAAUACUGGCAGCGUCCAGAUGGGCAGCCGGCGACACGAGAGCACCUGCUGAUGGCACUGGCAGAUCUGGAUGAGAUCCUCAUCCGAGCCACCUAYUCCACGAGCACAGCCGUGGCUGCCAUCGCCGAUGUGGCCAUGGACACGGCCGUGCCCGCCCAGCCCGGCCUGCCCCCGGCGCCUGAGGUGGAGGAAUGUCGCUGUCCCCCCGGGUACCACGGGCUGUCCUGCCAGGACUGUGCCCCCGGGUACACACGCACCGGCGGGGGGCUCUACCUGGGCCACUGUGAGCUGUGUGAGUGCAACGGCCACUCCGAGAGCUGCCACCCUGAGACCGGCGCCUGCUCCGGAUGCUUGCACAACACAGCAGGGGACUUCUGUGACCAGUGUGCCCCCGGCUUCUACGGGGAUGCGACCGCCGGGACUCCUGAGGACUGCCAGCCCUGCGCCUGUCCCCUCCCGUACCCCGAAAACCAGUUUUCCAAGACGUGUGAGAGUCUGGGAGGCAGUGGAUAUCGCUGCACUGCCUGUGAGCCUGGCUACACCGGGCAGUACUGUGAGCGCUGUGCUCCAGGUUAUGUGGGUGACCCCACAGUGCGGGGGCAGGGCUGUGUCCCCGCGGGGCCCCGGCYGGCGCUGGCUGUGAGCGUGCACCCCCUGCGCACGGCGGUGCCCCAGGGCAGCGCUGUCACUCUGCACUGCCAGGCUACCGGGGAGCCCCCGCUCUACUACCACUGGGUGCGGGAGGACGGGCGGCCCCUCCCCGAGGGCGCCCAGAGCCGCCGACAAGGCGAGGAGCUGCACUUCCCCAGCAUCCAGCCCUCCGAAGCCGGCGUCUAUGUCUGUUCCUGCCGCAACCUCCAGCACGCCAAUGCCAGUCGMGCUGAGGUCAUUGUCACCGAGACCCCUGACAAGCCCAUCACCGUCACCGUGGAGGAGAAGCGGGUACAGCGGGUGCAGCCUGGCGCCGACGUCACCUUCGUCUGCACCGCCAAGAGCAAGUCUCCUGCCUACACCCUGGUGUGGACACGGCAGAACCAUGGGACRCUGCCGGCAGGCGCCGUGGACUUCAACGGAAUCCUGACGCUGCGUGGGGUGCGGCCCCAGGACGCCGGAGUCUACGUCUGCACUGGCUCCAACAUGCUGGACAUGGACCAGGGCACUGCCACGCUCUAUGUCCAGACUGCCUCAAAGACUCAGAUGUUCUAUGGACCUGUUGAGUUCAUGGAGGGGCACAGACCGGCUGGCACCACCGCCGCCCCCACCGCCACCGUGGAGCCGGCGCAGCUGAGCGUGGCACCGGGGCAGCCAGCCGAGUUCCGCUGCGUCGUCACCGGCAGCCCCCAGCCCACCCUCGAGUGGCUCGGUGCACUGCCACCACAGGCUGUGGUUCAGGGUGGGACGCUGCGUUUCGGCGCUGUCGAGCCCGCCGAUGAGGGGCAGUACGAGUGCCGGGCACGGAGCAGUGCCGGGCAGCACACAGCACGCGCCUUCCUCCACGUGCAAGGUGCGGGCACCCCGCAGGUGCAGGUGAGCCCAGAGCGGGCGGAGGUGCAGGAGGGCUCCACGGUGCGGCUCUACUGCCGGGUCUCAGGAUCCCCCACUGCCACCAUCACCUGGGAGAAACAGGGCGGCGCCCUGCCACCACAGUCCCGCACUGAGCAAGGUGACAUCUCCACUCUGGUCAUCCCCGCUGUGUCGGCGGCCGAUGGUGGCAUCUACCUCUGCGUGGGCACCAGCGCCACUGGCAUGGCCCRUGCCACCAUCGAGGUGGCUGUGGUGCCAGGGACGGCGCUGCCUGUCCGCAUCGAGUCCUCAUCCCCAUCUGUCACUGAGGGACAGACCCUGGACCUGGACUGUGUGGUGGCAGGACCUGGCUCUGCCACUGUGGUGUGGUACAAGCGUGGGGGCUCCCUGCCUGCUGGUCACCAGGUGUCAGGGUCCCGACUCCGUGUCCCCCACAUCACGGCAGAUGAUUCAGGGGAAUACGUGUGUCGGGCGAGCCUGGGGACCACCGUCCGGGAGGCGUCCGUCAUUGUCACCGUCGUGGCCGCAUCCAGCUCAUCCUAUGGACCACCAGCUUCAGGUGUCCCUGUUCGGAUCGAGGCGUCCUCGUCCACUGUGGCCGAGGGACAGACCCUGGACCUCAACUGCAUCGUGGCYGGACAGGGACAGGCCACUGUCACCUGGUACAAGCGUGGGGGGUCCCUCCCAGCCAAGCACCAGGUGUCCGGCUCCCGGCUGCGGCUGCUGCAGGUGACAGCGGCUGACUCGGGCGAGUAYGUGUGCCGGGUGACCAGYGGGGCCACCACCAAGGAGAGCGCGGUCAUGGUGACCAUCCAGCCCAGCAGUGCCAGCGCCUAUUCUCCGGGCAACACGACUCCCCUGCGCAUUGACUCCCCAUCCUCGGCCAUUGUCGAGGGACAGACCCUGGACCUCAACUGUGUCAUUGCCAGCCCYRCRCAGGCCACUGUCACCUGGYAYAAGCGYGGGGGAGCCCUCCCAGCCAAGCACCAGGUGUUUGGCUCCCGGCUGCGGCUGCUGCAGGUGACAGCGGCCGACUCUGUUGGGGUCACCCCUCCAGUGCGCAUCGAGUCCUCAUCCUCGCCUGUGGCUGAGGGUCAGACCCUGGACCUCAACUGCAUCGUGGCCGGACAGGGACAGGCCACUGUCACCUGGUACAAGCGUGGAGGGUCCCUCCCAGCCAAGCACCAGGUGUCGGGCACGCGCCUGCGCAUCCCCCAGGUGACAGCAGCCGAUUCGGGGGAGUACGUGUGCCGGGUGACUUCGGGUAGUGUCACACAUGAGACGUCCCUCAUUGUCACUAUCCAGACUGGCGACAGCUCCUCUUACGCUGUCGGUGUCACACCACCAGUGAGGAUCGAGACCUCAUCUGCUGCUGUCACUGAGGGACAGACGCUGGACCUCAACUGCAUGGUGGCAGGACAGGGUCACCCUCAGGUCACCUGGUACCGGCGUGGGGGGGCUCUGCCACCAAACAGCCAGGUGUCAGGGACCCGCCUGCGCCUUGCCCAAGUGGCAGUGGCUGAUUCGGGGGAGUACGUGUGUCGGGUGACCUUGGGGACCGUCACCCAGGAGGCAUCUGUCAUUGUCACGGUGCCCAGCAGCACUGGCACCUAUUACACCCCUGGCAUCACCCAGCCCCUCCGCAUUGAGUCUUUGUCCUCGGCCAUCGCUGAGGGACAGACCCUGGACCUCAACUGCGUGGUGGCAGGGUCCGGCCCCACCACCGUGACGUGGUACAAGCGUGGUGGAUCCCUGCCCGUUGGCCACCAGGUGUCGGGCACCCGCCUGCGCAUCCCCCAGGUGACAGCAGCCGAUUCGGGGGAGUACGUGUGCCGGGUGACAUCAGGUGGCAUCACACAGGAGACGUCCCUCAUAGUCUCCAUCGAUGAUGGAGCCAUCCCAUCCCACUCUGCCGGCAUCACACCGCCCAUCCACAUAGAGUCCUCAGCGUCCACSGUCACCGAGGGACAGACUCUAGACCUCAACUGCGUGGUGGCUGGCCAGGGACAGGCCACCAUCACCUGGUACAAGCGUGGUGGGGCCUUACCAGCCAAGCACCAGAUUUCGGGGUCCCGGCUGCGGCUGUCACAGCUCUCAGUGGCCGACUCGGGGGAGUACGUGUGCCGGGCUGAUACGGGCAGYAUCUCCCGUGAGGCCACUGUCUCUGUCACCGUCACAUCUCGUGACAGCUCGAGCUACCGUCUGCAGAGCCCAAUCAUCUCCAUUGACCCCCAUAGCAUGGCAGUGGCGCCGGGUGAAGAUGCCACCUUCAAGUGCCGUGUCCACGAUGGCGCACGGCCCAUCAACAUCACUUGGCGGAUGGGGCCUGGCCAACACCUCCAAGACAAUGUGAAGAUCAGCACCAAUGGCUCAGUCAUCUCCAUCACUGGUGCCCACGUGGGCAACCAGGGCGCCUACCACUGUGUGGCCUCGAACCACUUCGGCGUUGCCAGUAGCGUUGUCAACCUCGUAGUGCAAGGUGCCCCCACAGUGUCAGUGAUGCCACCAGGCCCCGUGACAGUGAAAGAGGGCAAAUCCCUGAGCCUGGAGUGCCUGGGCCGGGGCGAACCACGACCGCUGGUGCGCUGGAGCCGGCUGGGCUCCCGGCAGAAGGUGGAGCACCAGACGCUGCUGCACAUGGACAGCCAGGCCAUCCUGCAGCUCUCGCCAGCCAAACCAGAGCAUGCCGGAACCUACGUGUGCACGGCACACAGCGCCCUGGGCUCRGCGCAGGCACGGGUGGACGUCAGCGUGGAGUCAGCACAGCGGCACCCCGGGGCCCCCGAGGUCACCGCCCCAUCUACUGUCACCGUGGUGGCCGGGGACACGGCCACACUGCACUGCACGGCCAGAGGUGACCCAGCGCCCCGGAUCGAGUGGUCCAAGCUGCGGGCGCCCCUGCCCUGGCAGCACCGUGUGGUGAAYGGCAGCCUGGUCAUCCCUCGCGUUGCGCAGCAGGACUCAGGCCAGUACAUCUGCAAUGCCAGCAGCCCUCUCGGCUCCACUGAAGUCUUCAUCACCCUCGAUGUGGAGACACCUCCGUACGCCACCAUCCUUCCAGAGGACGCGGCAGUGCGGGCGGGUGACGCGCUGCAGGUGCAGUGCCUGGCCCACGGCACCCCCCCGCUGCACUACACCUGGGACAAGGUGAACGGCAGCCUCUCAGCACGCGUGGCCCACCGCGCCGGCCUCCUCCGCCUCAGCCCUGCAGCCCCCACCGAUGCCGGCACCUACCGCUGCCUCGUCACCAACCGYGUUGGCACCGCCGAGGCCUUCGCCCGUCUGGUUGUUCAUGGUGAUGCUGGUGAAGGUGGGGACAUCUCUGGCGGUCCCUUGGUGGUGCGGGUGACACCAGGGAGCCUCGUCAAGGGGGUGGGUGGCACUGCCGAAUUUGCCUGCUCUGUCUCCGGGGACCCCCGYGCCCAUGUGGAGUGGCUGAAGGAAGGCGGGGAGCUGCCCCCCCGCCACAGCGUGCAGGACGGGAUGCUGCGGAUGCCGGAGCUGGCGCCAGGGGCACAGGGCGUGUACGUGUGCCGGGCCAGUGCGCCAGGCAGGCAGGCAGAGGACAAGGCCACCCUCACUGUCCAGGCUCUCCCCAGGGCCCUGAUCAACAUCCGGACGGCGGUGCAGACAGUGCUGGCGGGAACGACAGUGGAGCUGGAGUGUCUGGGCUUGGGGGAACCCCGUCCCCACGUCACCUGGAGCAAAGUGGGGGGCCGCAUCCGCCCCGGGGUGCUGGUCCGCGCUGGCACCCUCACCAUCGAGCAGGUGGAGCGGGCAGAUGCUGGGCAGUACCGCUGCACCGCCACCAAUGCCGUGGGCACCGUUCAGUCCCACGUCAUCCUCCAUGUGCAAGCUGCCCCUCAAAUCGCUGGGCAGCCGGAGGUGAAGGAGGUGUCCAUCGGAUCAGCAGCUGUUUUACCGUGCUUGGCAUCUGGCUUCCCACUGCCAGAGAUCACCUGGAGCAAGCUGGAGGGGGAGCUGCCAGCAGGUGCCAGGGUGCAGGGGAAUGUGCUGACCCUACCRGCCGUGCGCCCCGAGGACGCCGGCGUCUACACCUGCGUGGCUGCCAACCACCGCGGCCAACAGACGGCCUACUACGUUCUCAAGGUCCAAGAGCACGUGGUCCCCUAUUUCGGGCAGUCGCCCCGCUCCUUCCUCCCCCUGCCCACCAUCAAGGAUGCCUACAAGAGGUUUGAGAUCCUCAUCACCUUUCGACCUGAUGCUGCUGAUGGGCUUCUCCUCUACAAUGGCCAGCGGAAAAACAGCGGYGCUGACUUCAUCUCCUUUGGGUUGGUGGGUGGACGCCCUGAGUUUAGGUUUGAUGCUGGUUCGGGCAUGGCCACCAUCCGUCACCCCACGGCGCUGCGGCUGGGCGAGUACCACACUGUGCGGCUGCUCCGCAACCUCACCUGGGGCUCGCUGGGCCUGGACGGGCACCCCGCUGUGAAYGGCACCUCCCAGGGGAAGUUCCAAGGGCUGGAUCUGAACGAGGAGCUGUACUUGGGCGGAUACCCCGACAUCGGUGCUGUGGCAAAGACAGGGCUCAGCCAGGGUUUCAUGGGCUGCGUGCGCCAGCUCCUCAUCCAAGGGGAGGAGGUGGCCUUUGGGGACAUGGACUUGCAGGCGCAUGGUGUCACCAAUUGUCCCACCUGCCAGGACAGGCCGUGCCAGAAUGGUGGCGUGUGCCAGGAUGAUGAGAGUGGCACCUAUGUCUGCCGAUGUCCCCAUGGCUUCACUGGCAGCAACUGCGAGUACUCGCAGGCUUUGCACUGUCACCCAGAGGCGUGUGGGCCUGAUGCCACCUGUGUCAACCGGCUGGAUGGGCAGGGCUACAGCUGCCACUGCCACCUGGGCAAGACAGGGGACAGGUGCACUGAGGGUGAGGUGGUGAACGUGCCAUCCUUCGAUGAGGAGGGAGCCUUCGUCUCGUACCCGCCCCUCACCAACGUGCACCACGAGCUGCGGCUGGAGGUGGAGUUCCUGCCGCUCGCGCCCGACGGACUCCUGCUCUUCAGCGCCGGCAAAGCCGCCCCCGUCGAGGACUUCGUGGCCUUGGCCAUGRUUGGUGGCCACCUCGAGUUCCGCUAUGAGCUGGGCUCAGGCCCAGCAGUGCUGCGGAGCGCGGAGCCGGUGGCCCUGGGCCAGUGGCACUGGGUGAUAGCUGAACGGGUACACAAGGACGGGACUCUGGUGGUGGACAAUGCCGCUCCGGUGAAACGCUCCUCACCUGGCAAGAGCCAGGGRCUCAACCUACGCAGCCCCCUGUACCUGGGGGGCACCGAGCCYCCUCUGCAUCCCCCCACUAACGCCUCCUUCCGCGGCUGCAUUGGAGAGGUGUCCAUCAGCGGCAAGCGGCUGGAGUUGCGGGAGCGGUUCCUGCGCAGCCGGGGGGUGCRACCCUGCGGCCACCGCGCCCCGUGUCGGCCGGGGACCCGCGGCCYGCGCUGYGAGGAGGAGGAGGAAGAYGAGGAGGCCGAAGGCUGUCRCCCYUCCUGGCCCUGCUUGCACGGUGGCUCCUGUGUCCAUGGCUCCUGCCAGUGCCCCCCUGGUUACAGUGGAGCCCGCUGCCAGCACCGCUCGGCGCUGGCAGAGCUGGAGCAGGACUGGCAGGAGGGCAGYGGGGCUGGCGAUGCCCCUGGGCAGUUCAGUGCCACAUUCCAGGACGGAUCCUAUCUGGCCCUUCCCGGGCACCUCUUCCCUCGCGGCGCUCCAGAGGCUCCCGAGACCAUCGAGCUGGAGCUGCGGACGCACAGCGCGCAGGGGCUGCUGCUGUGGCACGGCGCGGAGCCCAGCGAGGGCGGCAAAGCCAAAGAUUUCCUCGGCCUCGGGUUGAWGGAUGGGCACCUGGUGUUCAGCUACCAGCUGGGCAGUGGCGAGGCCACCAUCACCUCUGAAGACCCCAUCAAUGAUGGCGAGUGGCACCGUGUGACGGUGACAAGGGAGGGCCGGCGUGGGCAGCUCCAGGUGGACGGAGAGGAGCCGGUGAGUGGGGAAUCACCUGGAUCCAACGUCAUGGCCAACACGGAGGGCAACGUCUACGUGGGCGGUGCCCCAGACCCCCACACCCUGACCGCCGGCAAGUUCAGCUCCGGCCUCUCGGGGUGCGUGCGGGGACUGGCGCUGGAGUCUGCYGGGAUCCCCCGACACCCCAUCGACCUCCGGCACGGCGCUGUGGGGGGCUCCCCCGUGCCCCCCUGCCCCUCCUAACACCCUUGGAAACGCAGUCUGGGGGGAAUUCAGCCAAUUUUAUUCUUUUCCAAAAAAAACCACAAGGGGGAAACGGUGCUUCGCUGCCCUGGGGUGACUCCGGGGGGGGGCCGGGACCCCCAAAAAUGUUUACACCCACCUCCCACUGGCUCCCCGAAACUGUGCCAGGGCGGCCGGGCCGCCUGGGUGCCCCGGGGGUGGUGGUGAUGUGGGGGCGCGAGGGACAAUCGGGGUGCUGGCAGGGACUCCCCACGGGGACAGCUAUUAAAGGAGAGAC